Molecule: messenger RNA, 1662 nt
Organism: Daucus carota subsp. sativus
Lineage: Eukaryota; Viridiplantae; Streptophyta; Magnoliopsida; Apiales; Apiaceae
Product: myb-related protein 330
Exons: 3
Coding region: 256-1335 (359 amino acids)
Source: RefSeq, a predicted model, not a curated record
GAGGGAAGGAUAUAUAAUGAUUGAGAUAAGGGGAGAUUGUGGCGUUUGACCUUGUUUUAUGUUUGCUGCAGAAGAAGAGGAAUAGUGUAUUAUACUUGUCCACUACUCACUGCUGCGAUCCAGUACAGCCCCAGCUCUCGAAAACAUACAAACACCACCUUCCAUAUAUAUAACAUCACAAGAGCUCAACUCGUGUGUUAAAGUUAUAUCAUAUACCAAAAAGAAAAAGUAGUCCUCCGUAGAUCUAGAGAGAAGAUGGGAAGAGCACCUUGUUGUGACAAGGCUAAUGUGAAGAGAGGGCCAUGGUCAUCUGAAGAAGAUGCCAAGCUUAAAGACUACAUAGAGAAGCAUGGAACUGGAGGCAAUUGGAUUGCUUUACCACAAAAAGCUGGUCUUAGAAGAUGCGGGAAAAGCUGCAGAUUAAGAUGGCUGAAUUAUCUUAGACCUAACAUAAGGCAUGGUGAAUUCUCAGAUGCUGAAGAUAAAAUUAUCUGCACCCUUUUUGCUAACAUCGGCAGUAGGUGGUCAAUUAUAGCCGCUCAAUUACCAGGGAGGACUGACAAUGAUAUCAAAAACUACUGGAACACUAAGCUCAAGAAGAAGGUCUUUAUGGGAUCAACUUCAUCAUUCAUGCUUCCUCCUCACAAGAUAAAGCCCUCUGAUCACCAUCAACAUUUUCAAUAUUCCUAUACCUCUUAUGCGCCCUCGUCUGUUUCAUUUCUUCAAUCCCCGUCGUCUCUCCCAAACCCCUCCUCGUCAUCACCACCAAUCAAAUGCAGGCCGACUACUACAAGUAAAGGUUAUGAUUCCGCUGAUACCCCAGCUGCUGCAGCUGGGCCUUUCACAGGGAACUAUAGUUAUGAAAACAUCUCAAGUAUCAGCUUCCCACCAAAUGUUCAUGUUCAGAAUACCGAAACCCUAAGCACUGGACCUCCGGAUCCAGCCAUGCAAAAUUUGUGUCACGGGGGAGGAGUCAUGUACGAAUCUCCCAUUAUUAUGUUUGGAGCUAAUAAUCAAGCGGCUGCUAAUGGCAGCUCUUCUGAUGGAGGCAACUCGAGCAACAAAGACCAGGUAGAUCAUUUUGGCCAGCUGCUGAUGUACCCUAAUAGAGGCGGACACAGUCUUAUUGAUGGGAUUAAUGUCGUCGCAGGAGGAAAACAAGUAUUGUUCAGUGGUGAUGAUGAAACUGCUCCUCUAGACUAUAAUAGUUUAGAGGAGAUUAAGCAGCUGAUCAGCGCUACAAGUAACUCUAACCUUAAUAUCUUUGGUAAUAUUAAUGAAAGUAAUAAGAUGAUGCCUUACAAUCAGGAGGAAAAAGUCGGAUCGUACUACUGAUGUUGAUUUCACUAGUUGGUACAAAUCAAAUCAAUCAUCAGCAGAUCUGAGGGAUGAUCAGUACCACGUACUUGGAGCACUGUGCAUGAUUUUAGCCUGUGUGUUGUUUCAUCUUCUUGUUGUUUUCCUUGUGAUCAUAGCAGUUUCUUUUUCUUUCUUUUUUCUUUGUUGGACAGAAACUAGGACUUAAAAAAUUUUCAUUCUCGGGCUGUACACACUUGUACUCUUAUUCUCUCCAUUCAUCUAAACUUCGGUGAGCAAAAUGUUAUGAACAGAAUUUUAGGGUUUUUAACUUCAAAAAAUAUAUUCAAGUUAAAAUGGUUUUAA